GGAAACAAGGCUGAAUAGAAAGCACACAAAUUUCCAACUAAAUACUCUACAAAAUGCCGGGAUCCAAAUCGAUAAAUGUAAGCCGUUCCAAAGCGCAUCCCGCAGCGGAACGUAAGGCACGCAGCACCCAGCAUGUCACGAUAACUGGCGAUAAGAACAAAGCAAGUGAGGAGAAUGUGCAACAAAUCAAACCGGUGGCAAGUGUAAAGACUGAUGAAGAUUCGGAUACUGAUUCGGAGGAGGCACACUCGGAGGCACAGCCGGCCACUGAUGUGACCAUCUAUAAUGAGUAUAGCAUGGGACCCGCUUUCGGUUGCAAGUUUCCAUUACAAUUUAUACAUUUUAUGGUCAAUCGCGUCUUAAGUACCCAGCUAAAAGGCAAGACCUACCAGCCGGGAGAUGCCACCAAGUGGGUGCGCGAUGUGGCUGACAAUGUCAACCUGAAAAUGCAGGGCUAUUGUCGGCAGCAUCGCUUCAAGCAUGUGGUUAAUGUUGUCAUCUAUCAGCAGACAGGUGCUGGUUUCCAUUAUGGCUUCCGUGCCGUUUGGGAUGUACUUGCCGAUGAUCAUGUACGCGUCACCUUUGAUGCCGGCACUUUGGUGUGCAUUGUCACCGUCUUUGGCUGUUAUCAAUAUUAAAUUGAAUACGAUUUUAGCGCAAUAAAUAUAAAUAAAUA
Messenger RNA from Drosophila grimshawi, 676 nucleotides. RefSeq names its product dynein light chain Tctex-type. The record is from RefSeq and is a predicted model, not a curated record. The transcript has 2 exons. Gene Ontology annotation, molecular function: dynein intermediate chain binding. Bases 54 to 638 code for a protein of 194 amino acids. Gene Ontology annotation, cellular component: cytoplasmic dynein complex; cytoplasm. Gene Ontology annotation, biological process: microtubule-based movement. NCBI's taxonomy places the organism in Eukaryota, Metazoa, Arthropoda, Insecta, Diptera, Drosophilidae.